AUGGAUGCGGACAACUCUACGCUGCCGACGGAACAAUCGGCUGUGCGAGAGACCUGUGACCGGGAUGUCACGAUGUCUCCGCGCAAGCGUAGACGGCUUUCGGUUUCCCUUGAACCAGAACUCACAGAGCCAGAGGCUGCCGGGACGCCAGGAGAAAGGUGCAGCACAGCAGAUACUCCCGAAUCUACGGCCUCGGAACCCAGGUCCCUCUUCAAUUCGACCCCCACGGAGGGCAACAUUGCCCCUUUCCUGACCAAACAUAUCAAGGAUCAGCAUGCAUCAAGGAACAGAUUUGCCCCGAUAGACUCAUCCCUACCGCGACGCAAGGCAGAUUCAAAAUACUGCUAUCGCCACCGACCAGACCUGAAGUGUCGACGUCAGGCAGUUGAGCCUACAGUUGACCAGAUGCAAAGAGAUCUCUCAACUCUGUCACAGAAUGACCAACAAAGCAUUGCGCAUUUUUGGUCUUUGUUCUCCGCAGCCCCUUCAAAGCACCGCAAUCUCAUGCUGCAGGGGAUCGUGGCACAGUGCUGCUUCCCUCAGUUGUCCUUCCUCUCAGCUAGUGUCCGAGACCUGAUUCGCAUUGAUUUUGUGACGGCCUUGCCACCAGAGAUCUCUUUCAAGAUUCUGUCUUACCUUGAUACCGCUUCUUUGUGCAGUGCAGCUCAAGUGUCCCAUAGCUGGCGGGCUCUUGCAGAUGAUGACGUUGUCUGGCAUCGUAUGUGUGAGCAGCAUAUCGACCGCAAGUGUGAAAAGUGCGGGUGGGGGCUCCCCAUGCUUGAUAGGAAGAGGUUAAAGGACACAAAGCGCCAGGUUCAGCUGCGGGCAGCUGGCAAGGAGAUUGCUCCUAAUCAACGGCCACAGCAACAGCACCGACCGUGGAAAGCAGUCUAUAUGGAUCGUUUCAAGGUUGGCACCAACUGGAAGUACGGCAGAUGCACGACCACCAUAUUUAGGGGACAUACAAACGGUGUCAUGUGUCUACAGUUCGAUGACAAUAUCCUUGCUACCGGCUCGUAUGAUGCUACUAUUAAGAUAUGGGACAUUGAGACCGGCAAGGAGAUACGCACGCUUCGGGGCCACGAAUCGACUAUCCGCUGUCUGCAGUUCGACGAUACCAAACUGAUCAGCGGAAGCCUUGAUCGAACCAUUAAAGUGUGGAACUGGCGAUCAGGAGAGUGUAUAUCAACAUACACUGGCCAUCAAGGUGGGGUCCUUUGUUUACAUUUUGAUUCCACAACUCUUGCCUCGGGUUCAAAGGACAACACUAUCAAGAUCUGGAACUUCCAUGACAAGUCCACUCGGAUCCUCCGCGGGCACGCGGACUGGGUCAAUUCAGUUAAGCUUGAUACUGCUUCUCGUACUGUAUUCUCUGCUUCUGAUGAUCUCACCGUUCGUAUCUGGGACUUGGACACGGGUAAAUGUAUCCACAGUUAUGCAGGACAUGUAGGUCAAGUCCAACAGGUCCUCCCACUCCCACGAGAAUUCGAGUUCAAACACCAGUCAAAUUGUGCAGAUGAUAGAAGCGAUCGUCUCUCUGGCUCAGAAUCUCCCGACCACCGAGGAAGUCAUGGCUAUAGAAGUAAUAACGCACCAGACCAACAGCCUAACACUUCCGCCCCUCCGACCGAGCCCAUGUCUCCCCUUUUUGAGGCCCUCUUCACCGAAGACCAAGGCCGUCCAGCUCCACCACGCUAUAUGCUUACUGCUGCUCUUGACCUUACCCUUCGUCUCUGGGAGGUUCACACUGGUCGCUGUCUCCGAACGUUUUUCGGACACAUUGAAGGCGUCUGGGGGUUGGCUGCUGAUACCCUCCGUUUUGUCUCUGGUGCACAAGAUCAUAUGGCAAAGGUCUGGGAUCCCCGAACCGGAACCUGCGAGAGAACGUUCACCGGUCAUAGGGGACCUGUUACCUGCGUCUCUCUUAGUGAUAGCCGCAUGGCAACUGGAAGCGAAGACUCUGAGGUCCGAAUGUACAGUUUCAAAGCUUGA
This is a messenger RNA of Trichophyton benhamiae CBS 112371, 1992 nucleotides long. RefSeq lists its product as uncharacterized. The record is from RefSeq and is a predicted model, not a curated record. NCBI's taxonomy places the organism in Eukaryota, Fungi, Ascomycota, Eurotiomycetes, Onygenales, Arthrodermataceae. Bases 1 to 1992 code for a protein of 663 amino acids. Gene Ontology annotation, molecular function: protein binding. The transcript has 2 exons.